Oryzias latipes (Japanese medaka) is the source of this 3449-nucleotide messenger RNA. RefSeq names its product SH3 domain binding kinase family, member 3 (gene sbk3). The record is from RefSeq and is a predicted model, not a curated record. Lineage: Eukaryota; Metazoa; Chordata; Actinopteri; Beloniformes; Adrianichthyidae. Gene Ontology annotation, biological process: protein phosphorylation. Gene Ontology annotation, molecular function: protein serine/threonine kinase activity; ATP binding.
CUGUACACAAAGUGAGCGACAACUGGUGUGGCAGGACAUAUGACAGCAGCAGGGUUAACAUGAUCAGGCUGCCUGACAGCGUGGAAACGACGCAAUAUUAACACUUCUGGCUAUACGAAUGGAGGGGGGGGGAGGUUUGAAAGCUGGUUUGUACCGGAGGCAGACAGAGCAUUUGCACAAGUUUAGGAACAGAGAGGGACAGAGCUCAGUCUUGUGUGCAUGCACAUAGUCUCUAUCUGGGUCUCCAUACAAGAUCUGGGAGGAACAGAGGCUGCAAAGCUGCUGCAUCGAUCUACGCAGCAAAAGACUCCCAGCAACGUAUCCAGUUUUGUCGGCCUUUUUAAAGCUUUUUAAAGUAAUUUUUUAGAUGCUGGAAAGAGAUAAGACAAACUGAGCAAGGAUCAUCCGGCUGAACUGAAAAUGACUGCUGAAGCAGCUAAAGAACUCGAUGAGUUAUGUUUCCUGUCAGCGCAGUCCAUUACCAGCCUGAAAGUAUCGGAACACUUUCAGGUGAUAAAGCGCCUAGGAGAGGGGUCCUAUGGAAAGGUUAUGCUGGCUGUACACAAGAAAAGAGGAACUCCGAUGGCUCUGAAGUUCUUUCCGCGGAAGUCUACCUCCCUGGUCUCGUUCCUGCGUGAAUACAACCUCUCCCUUUUAUACUGCACCCAUCCUUCUCUGACCCGGGCCCUUGGCAUCUUCUUCUGCACGCCGUCCUACUAUGUCUUUGCUCAGCAACCCGGUCUCUAUGGGGACCUCUACAGUGUUAUUGUGUCAGAGGUUGGGCUGGAUGAAGAUCGUGUGCAAAGUGUCAUGUCUCAGUUGAGUGGUGCUGUCACCCACCUCCACUCUCUGGGCUUUGUCCAUCGGGACAUCAAGCCUGAGAACGUCUUCCUGUGUGACAGAUCAUGCAGCUGGGUCAAACUGGGAGACUUUGGCCUCACCCGGGCGAUCGGCACCACUGUUCGGGCUGUGUGGUACGAGUCGCCUUUCUGCACUCCUGAAGUGGAAGCUGCUAAAGAGGCAGAAAUAGAGAUGGAGAAAAAGCAACAUGAGGGGCUUGAAGACAUUGUGGAGGAUAUCUGGAUGACGGUGGAGCCCUGCAUUGACAGCUGGUCCCUUGGUGUACUUAUCUACUGCCUACUAACUGGCUGCUUUCCUUGGGAAGAGAGCACUCAUGACGACUGCGGCUACAGGAAAUACAGAGAGUGGUUUGAUCGGGAGGUGGAAAAAGAGAACGGAUUGAGCGAUUUGCAGUGUAAAGAGGACAAAGGCUAUAAAGCCAUUGAGCAACAAGAAAGGGAAAACUCUCCUCCCUCUCAGUUUGAUGGCCUCACUCCGCUUGUGAUGACUCUUUUAAAGGAGCUUCUUCACCCUGAUCCCAAGCAAAGAGGAAGCCCAGAGGAGAUCCUGAGUUACCUGGGAGAACCGUGGCUCAAGGAGACAGCCAGGGAGGAGAAGAGGAGGGCGGAGGAGGCUGAGAAGGAAGCAAGAAAAAUAAGAGAAAGAGGGGAGUUAGAAGAAGAGCUGCUUAGGGGAGGAAAAGGGGAGAGAUAAAUGUGUUUGUAAAAUUUAAUAUAUUUACACUGUGGUGCAACAUGAUUAUGGAUAUUACAGCCUAAGUGCAUUGGGUGCUGCAUUUUUCUCUUUUGUAAAUAUCAGUAAUCAAGUUUUCACUUUUAUAUUUUUUAAUAUUUCUGUGUGUUUUAGAAUCAAUAUCAAAGAAGGAGUUUGAUUUUGUAAAUGAGCUGAAUGUUAUUUUCAGAAAAAAAUGUAAAUUAAAAUUGUUUCCAGCCAAAAAGUCAUUUUUUCUGUUCAUACAGAUUGACUUUAUUUUUUUUUGACAGCAUUGACCUGGCAUGGAUUCAAGCUAUUUGAGAAAAACAAUAGAAAUAAUCAGUAAAAACCAGGAACAAUUUCAUAGAAAGUUGUGAGUGUGCAGUAACAAGCUGCAGGGCAAUGGCUUCCUACAUAAAACAUACUGGUAUUUACAGUGUUAAAGUUUAAAAUACUUUUAAAGUCUUUUAACCUUUUAGUCUGUACAGUCUGUUUUUUAAGAGUAAAUGACGAUUAACACCAAUCAGUUGCAAUGUAGAAUUCCUUGACUUGUCUAUGCCAAGGACAUGUCAACAUUUGAUGCCAAGGCUACCGAUCAAACUACCAACCUUUUGGCAGACAGCUGAUCCACCUAAUGGACUCCAUGGAGAUCUCUGUUGCUACUGUUCUGAGAAAUUCAGACUGGCUUCUGUACACAAAUUGGCUCCCAAAUGAACCCCAAAAUGUUCAUUGUUAAAUAAAUAUAAAUCAAAAUUUAUUUAAUCAGAGGAUCGACCAAUAAAAAUCUUUUAAAUAUUUAAAAAGAUCAUGAAAUUGUGAAACCAGCACACAAAUUUUGAGUUGACCACAUUAUUGUCAUAUAUAUUUCAUUUUCGCUUUAAAAAACAUGCAUUUUAUGUUAUAACACAAUUGUAUUGUAAUAAAUAUUGAUUAUAAUAAAUAUUUUUAAUCAUGUUAUACAUUAAUAUAAUUCUAUGGCUUUUUUAAGAAACUCUGUUUUCAAAAUCAGUGUUUUCCAAAGUAGCUUUUUCUUUAUUUCACAUGAGUCUGUCAAUCAAUCAUUGAGAGUGGGUGGAAUCUGAAUGGUCAUUGGCUGAUCCUUUGUAAAUUGACUCGUGUUCCUGAACACCUGCUCUGUUGUGUGCCGUUGCCAUAGCUAGAAAGUAACGUAAAAUCACCAGAUGAUGUAUUCGGUGACAUUCAUACGACUUUGCUGACCUUAGUGAUCAAACAGACUGACAAUCUGUCAGCGGAUGUAAUUUUGAGUCGUUUGGAUGAAGAAAUGCUCGGCUUGAUAUUUGCUGCAGAAGAUGCUAGAAUCCUCUGCAGCUAGAAUCCUCUGUCUUUUCUAGUUGAAAAGCAAUUGAGCACUGGGUUGUUUUUUUUUAACAGUUAUUCAACAAAUUGAAAAAAUAAAUACUCAGAAAUGCAAUUUUGACCUUAAUCUUCCAAAUAUAUCUCCUCCAUUAUUAGAAAAAUGCCACUAGAACAUGUUCAAACACCAGAAACACACUUUUUAUUGGACUGGGUCUUUAAACACACAGCUGACAUUUCGUCCAGCGUUUCCUGUGUGGAGAUCAGCUUUACAAAAAAAGGUCAAAGACCAAGACCUUCUCCAGAGCGAUGGCUUGAUGGUCAGCCAGCAAAUGAUCAUGACAAUCUCCCAGUGAGGCACUCUGUUGCUUGUGGCUUUUCUUUUUAUGCAAUGUUGCUAAGAUGAGAGCACCAUUUUUCUGUCUAGGAUAUUGAUAAGACUGUAACCGCUACCCCUCUUUGAUGUAAAGAUAAAUUACAUUUUGAAACGUAUAUAUGCUUUCAGCCAACACUGCAAGAGAUUAGUCAUCUUGCAAUUAUCUUCCAAAGAUGCAAACAAAUAAAAUCUGAUUUGAAACCAA